This is a messenger RNA of Morus notabilis, 2351 nucleotides long. Its product is annotated as probable sulfate transporter 3.4. Gene Ontology annotation, cellular component: membrane. The transcript has 13 exons. Gene Ontology annotation, molecular function: secondary active sulfate transmembrane transporter activity. NCBI's taxonomy places the organism in Eukaryota, Viridiplantae, Streptophyta, Magnoliopsida, Rosales, Moraceae. The record is from RefSeq and is a predicted model, not a curated record. Gene Ontology annotation, biological process: transmembrane transport. Bases 60 to 2036 code for a protein of 658 amino acids.
UCUUCAUUCUUCUUCUUUGCCAGCAUCAGAACAGAACACAAGCAGCGAAAAGGCCAAACAUGGGUCUAAAUUCAAACAGAGUGGAAGAUCUUUCCUGCCAUGAAACAGCCAUCAGAAUCCCAGCAGCAGCAACAAUGGAGAUUCACAAGGUUUGCUUGCCUCCAAAGCAGACGACUUUCGAGAAGUUCAAGAACAGAGUCUCCGAGAUCUUCUUCCCCGACGACCCACUUCACAACUUCCACAACCAGACCAGCCUCCCCAGAAAGCUGCUUCUCGGUCUUCAGCUCUUCUUCCCCAUCUUCCAGUGGGGCCCCCACUACAAUGUCGGGCUCCUCAGGUCUGACGUCAUCUCCGGACUCACCAUUGCCAGCCUGGCUAUCCCUCAGGGAAUCAGCUAUGCGAAGCUUGCAGAUUUGCCUCCCAUAGUCGGUCUAUACUCAAGUUUUGUACCGCCUCUGAUAUAUUCUCUUCUGGGGAGUUCAAAACAUCUCGGAGUUGGCCCAGUUUCAAUAGCGUCUUUAGUUAUGGGAUCAAUGUUAAGUGAGGCAGUUUCUCCUGUUCAACAGCCAGAUCUUUAUCUUAAGCUGGCUUUCACUGCCACCUUCUUUGCUGGUGUUUUUCAGUCUUCUUUAGGUCUUCUAAGGUUGGGUUUCAUAAUUGAUUUUCUUUCAAAGGCAACUUUGGUUGGAUUCAUGGCUGGUGCAGCAGUCAUUGUUUCGCUACAACAGCUUAAAGGGUUGCUUGGAAUUGUUCACUUUACAAGCAAAAUGCAAUUGGCUCCUGUUAUGUCCUCUGUUUUCAACAAUAGAAAUGAGUGGUCUUGGCAAACUAUUGUAAUAGGCUUCGGAUUCCUAGUGUUUCUGCUGGCAACAAGACACAUAAGCAUGAGAAAGCCAAAACUCUUUUGGAUUUCAGCAGCUGCCCCAUUAACAUCAGUUAUUCUUUCAACACUAAUAGUUUUCCUUCUGAAGUCAAAGUCACCACACAUCUCAGUAAUUGGCCAUCUUCCAAAGGGCCUUAAUCCACCCUCUUCAAACAUGUUAUACUUCAGUGGACACUAUCUUGGGGUUGCUAUCAAAACUGGAAUCGUAACUGGAAUCUUGUCUCUUACUGAAGGAGUUGCUGUGGGAAGAACAUUUGCAUCUUUGGAAAACUACCAAGUUGAUGGAAACAAAGAAAUGAUAGCCAUUGGGCUUAUGAACAUAGCCGGUUCUUGUUCUUCAUGCUAUGUUACCACAGGGUCAUUCUCUAGAUCUGCAGUGAACUACAACGCUGGAGCGAAAACAGCUGUCUCUAACAUCGUUAUGUCCUCAGCUGUGCUUGUGACCCUGCUGUUUCUCAUGCCGCUUUUCUAUUACACCCCCAAUGUCAUCUUAGCAGCCAUCAUCAUAACCGCUGUGAUCGGACUAAUCGACUAUCAGUCUGCCUAUCGCUUGUGGAAAGUUGACAAGCUCGAUUUCUUGGCCUGUUUAGCCUCCUUCUUUGGCGUUCUUUUUAUUUCUGUCCCACUCGGUCUUGCCAUCGCUGUUGGAGUCUCAGUUUUCAAGAUUCUCCUCCAUGUGACCAGGCCAAACACUAUGGCUCUAGGAAAUAUUCCAGGGACCCAAAUAUACCAGAACCUCACCAGAUACAGAGAAGCUUUUAGAGUUCCUUCUUUUCUCAUACUUGCUGUUGAAUCCCCCAUCUACUUUGCAAAUUCAACUUACCUCCAAGAAAGGAUAUUAAGAUGGGUUCGAGAGGAAGAAGAGAGGAUACUAGCAACCAACGACAGCACAUUAAAAUGCAUAAUCUUGGACAUGACAGCUGUGACUGCAAUAGACACCAGUGGUAUAGACAUGAUACGUGAGCUGAAAAAGAUGCUAGACAAAAGAUCACUUCAGCUUGUGUUGGCAAAUCCUGGUGGAACUGUGAUGGAAAAGCUACAACAAUCAAAUGCUUUGGAAGCCUUUGGAUGCAAUGGAGUAUAUCUCACAGUUGGAGAAGCUAUAGGGGAUAUUUCAUCACUUUGUAAGGCUCAGGUUCAAGCUCAGACAUGAUUGACUACACGGAAGGACAAGUGGCAAGAGGACCAAGAAAUGUCCCACACUUGUUGGUAUACAGAUAACUUUGGGAGGCAGUUUUUACAUUUUACUUUUUAGGCACAGUAUUUACUGGGGAAAAAAUCUUUUCGUUUAUUUAUUUCCCCUCCUUGUAUCUUUAACAUUUUCGCGGCAUGUCUAAGAAAUGAAGGCGAGAAACAUUAGCUCUGUCUGGCGAGACUUUUACAUUUUUUUCUAAGAUAAGAUACUCCUUGUAGCCUCUUUUGGCUAGGAUCAAAUGUACCAUGCAAUGAAAAUUUCAAAGUUGUUCCU